AGCAGCAGCCCACAACGAUAACAAGGGCUGCGCUCGCUUUGUGCUGACAGCGUCAGAGCCCAGCCAGCACAGGACCUGGCAGCAGCUGCAGGUGGGAUCUGCUCUCCAGCUUGUUUCAGCUCCACACCCCGAUGGGUAGCCUUAGGUUCAGAGCAAUGGGCAUCCUCCAUGUGGCCUUCCAGCCUCUCCAGAAGCCUGUUGUGAAGAGCUCCAAGGGAGGCUACAAGAAGAAGUGAGGCGCUGACCUGAGGAAGGAGACAGAUCUGUGUCUGGAUCCUGUGACACACUGCACGUUGCGUAUGUGUUCCUCUUGGCUAUGAGUUGGGGAGAAGUCUGGGACAGAGAAGCUUUAUGCCUGUGCACAUUAAACAUGGGUGUCCCACUCCCAAGUGUGUAGGCAGGAGGGUAGGAGGGGGGUGCUGAAGGGUCUCCAGUCACCAGCAGCAUAGCCAGACACUGGGUGAGGUCUUUCCAAGGUGCUCUGAAAACUCGUGGAGGCUGUACCAAAUCCACAAGUGGCUGUAGGGUGGGAACACAAGCAGCACGGUGCAUGAAGGUUGGCCUGGGACACCCAGGACAUUGGGAUGACACACUAUUGGGUAAGGGACAAUGGAGAGGGGAUAGCAGGACCAACGUUGCGAACUUCUUGAGAGAAGCUGGUAAAUGAUUCAUAGGAGAUAAUACUUGUCGAAGACAAGAAAGAGGUUAAUUGCAGAGGCUCAAGUCGGACACAGCAUGAAGCCAAGGUCUCCGCGCUCCUUGCCCCAUGUUUGUGCUCCUGUGCAGCCCCAGAUGGCCAGGGCUGUGGUGCCGGUGAUGCUCCUUGCUGACGACACUCCCCUGUUUUUCAGUGUGAAGCAGAUGCUCGCAGGAGGGCUCUGGGGACAGCCCACGAUUCGGAGAGAGGAGCGGGUCGGCAGAUUUACCAAGCUACCAGCAAGAGGAGCGGGGAGGACAGCGACUGCAGCAGGAAUCCUCACAGCAGCCCCCACCAUGGUAUCAAGAGAGCAUGUGGGCACUGCGAUGGGUCUGCUGCAGCUGAGGUGCACAGGGCACCUGCUCUGUGCCCUGACCCUCCUCGAGGCUGCCGGGGCCUUGGCCUUGAUGCUCUACGCACUGCUGUGGGAAGCUGGGAACCUGGUCGACCUCCCUUACAAACGCAUCGGCUUUUACAACUUCUGCCUGUGGAACAAGACAGCUGGGGAGCUGCAGUGCCUGGAGCACAACGAUCUGCAGGUGAUGGGCAUCAGCAUGCUGGGAGUAGUACUUGCCAGGGUUUGUGUCUACACCUGCCUGGUCUUCUGCAUCUUCUACCCCAUUUUUGUUGCAAAUGUGAAGUGCACAGAGGAGGCAAAGGGCUGGAAGGUGAUCCUCAUCAUACUCAUCAUCAAGAUGAUAAUCCUGUCUGGAGGCCUGGGUAUGUUUCUCCUCCAAACCUCACAGUGGAUUCAACCCUCUGAUUUCACUGGGGGCUUUCUGGCACUGGUUGCGACUCAGGCUCUGCUACUGCUCCAGAUUUUCACUGUCACUAUGUACCUCAGCUGGGUCAAGAACACACAUCCGUGUUGAAGCCUUUUUAUUGCCCAUUAAGAUUUGAAAGCAAAGAAGAUGCAAAAGCUCUUGAUAACCUGAUUAAAACAGUAAACAUACUACAGCUUUAAUCACUGGCAGAAAAACUAAUCCUUAGUCCAAGUGCUCUAGUCCAGCCUGACCUGGAGGACAGUGAAAGGGACAGACUGGAACCUGCAGAUGGUGCACACAUCCUUCUGGCCAUAUCUAAGUACAUCCUUCUGAGUACAGGCAGACAGUGAAUCAAGCAGGCUUAUUUUAUUGGAGCUGCCCAAAGAGACUCCGUUCUCCACCUCCUGGAUGAACUGAGCAUGUCUUUGAGGCAAUCAUGACUCAGGAGCUGUGGCUUCACACUGCUGUCACAGCAGCGGCCUCCCCAGAGGUGCACUGGAAAUACUUUGUUCAGCAGGAGCACCUGCAUUCCAUCUGCUGGAAUAAUGUCUGGAGUGAUGCUGCCGUAGCUCGCUAGGGUGAAGUGUCCCACAUCCAACCCCAGCAGUAGCAGAGCACCUGGAGGAGGAGAUUAACCACUUGUUGAGUGCUGAACACAGCCCUAACGAGGACGGCUUCCCGAAGACUCUUCCUGGUGCAGAGCCCCAGGUUUGUACCCAUUGAUAUUACAGGGCUGAGUCCAUCAAUCCAUCAGCCAUUGAGACUCCAGGAGAGGCUGGUGCUGCAUGAGGGCAGCUGUCAGCAGAGCCAGCUCAGCUCUUGGUCCAACACAUGCCCUACACAAGUGGCAAGAAGCAGGACCAAGGCUGCCCGCAACUAGGGUGCAGUGCCCCGGCAUGGCCACCACAUCCAGCAUGCUGGACUGUGGCUCUCCACUGUGACGGUGCACGGCCCUGCUCUGUGCUGUGUCUGUAACCUCCCAAAGGAAGCACCUGCUUCCCAUUGUUCCCUGUACGGACACGAGGGGAUGCCUCUUCUGCUGGAGGGUCUGGGGGGGCAUGUAGCUGGAGAUGCUGGUUUGAGUGAUCGUCAAUAAAAAAGCUCUAACACC
Cygnus olor (mute swan) is the source of this 2572-nucleotide messenger RNA. It is a transcript of the gene TMEM140, whose product is annotated as transmembrane protein 140. The transcript has 3 exons. The record is from RefSeq and is a predicted model, not a curated record. The coding region runs from base 736 to 1569 and encodes 277 amino acids. Lineage: Eukaryota; Metazoa; Chordata; Aves; Anseriformes; Anatidae.